AUGGAUUGGCUAUUGCAGAGAUUUGAGCAGAACAUCCAUCCAUUGACAGACCUUUUGCUUGAAUACCGAUCUUUAAAGAAAUCCACGAAUUCAAGCUCAUAUCCACUCUUCCUCACUCAAAUUCCGACAUUUGACAAAAAAGCUAUUCAAGAUAUUAUUUCGAAGAUAAAAUCUGGGGCAACACUAGUAGAUUCAUUCGCUCCGUACAUCAAAUCCUUUAUUUACGAUGAAAAUACUCUUUCAAAUAUUCUUGAUGCGUGUAAAGAGUGCGAAAACCCAAAUCAACUCUUUAUUGAUGGAGUAUUGAUGUAUGCGUUAACACUCGUUCUCAAAAGUGAUACUCCUAACACUCAAAAAACUCUACUUUUGCUUUGUUCAUUAUUUCAACAAAAAAUCUUCAAGGCAAGUAGCAAAAUUACGCUUGUUUUAUAUAUUUCGUUCGUAGAUUCAUACUUAAACGACGAGAAUUUCAACUGGGAUAACGAUUCAAUCAUUGCUUGCUCAUCAUUCAUUCCUUUUUUCGAGGAACCGCUUCCUUCAUCUUUGAUAUUUGGUCUACUCAAAGCGUCUCAUAAAAAUUCUACCGAUGCUGGCCGAGAAAACAUAAUUAACUCAAUAAUUACUGUAAUAAUUGAUCGACAGAACUAUUUUACAAAGGAAGAGAUAUUUAAAUUAAUUUCCCUUCUAGAUUACUCAAUUAAAAAGCUUGAUCCAAGGGCUUUGCGUUUAUUAGCAAUUUUAUCGAAUACAGACUUACUACAUCCAAUCAAAGACGGCUUUGUCAUCAUAUCUUCGGUUUACGUCAACAUGAUUAUACAAGAACCUGUUUUUAUUUCAAAUUCAGAAUUUAUUGAAAGUUCUCCUGUCGAAUUAAAGGAAUCUGAGUUCAAAUUCCAUUCUUGUGAUGAAAAGGAGUUCGAAAUGGGAUUUUCUGCUAUAAAAUACGAAGAUUUGAAAACAAAUAAAACAUUUAAAAAUUUUCUUUCGCCAAUGAUGUUCGAUAAGGUACAGAAAUUAUGCGAAUCGAUUGAGCAGGCUGAUAUAGUCUGUUUGGACUGCUUCUUUACGUCAAUUGUCAAAAUAAUCACUGCAUACAGAAAUGAUCCACAUAUUUACGAUUUAAUUACAAACGAAGUGAUCCUUAUCUCACAUCUUGCUUCAUCAACACCAAUUCUCCCAUUAUCUGAGAUAUUUUUCUCUCAAAUAAUUUUUAAUCCGAAUAUUACAGUUUUUUCUGAGAAAGGAGCCUCCGAAACCAUCAAAUUCUUACGUGCAUCAUCAAUAAACACCCUUGCAUCGUCGGCACAAACACUUUUGGCUGAUUUAUUGAUACAAAAUUCCACAAACCAAUUAUUGUUCGCUGAAAUAAUUGGUCACAUCAUCUAUUGCGAAACACCAAUUGAUAACUCUACAUUUUUGACCGAUCCGUGCCUCCAAUCCAUUGCAGAGGUAAUUUCUUAUCUUUGGAGCCGUUUUGAUAAAUCUCCUAAGGUGAAAUUGGCCUUCAAUACAAUUAUGUCUUUUAUUUUCUCAUUAAUGACCAAUUCCGAGAACAAAGAAAUAAUAUUUUCUUCUCCAACCUUCUGCAAGGUCUUUUUACUGCUUGCAACAGAGUCCAAAUUAAUGAAUACCGUGUUUGUGACCAUUAGAAACUAUCUUCUCGCUAAUGAAUCUGAUCAAAUUUCAGCUGUAACGAAAGCCUUUGCAAAUUUGUACUCAACGUGCUCUAAAUUUGAUCGUACAACACAGAUGCAGGCAAUGAAUACGGUUAAAGAGCUCGGGAACAUGAUUAUUUACGUUUUAUCUCAUAAUCCCAAAUUUGGAAAGAAUUUGAAGGAACCACUUGAUGCCAUGAUGGACUUUGGAUUAAUUUCAGUUGAUGAAUGUGCUUCACAGAUGUCAGAAAUCAUAAAUCAGAUUCUAAAAUUUUUCUCAAUGGUUACACAGUCUUCUCCCUUCUAUGAGUUGAUUUCUAUGCAUCUGUCAAGGCUUGUAAACGUAAUUAAAAUGCAUAUAUCAACAGACAACGAAAGGAUUAUCAUGCAAAACUUAAUUAACAUCACUGCAUGCUCCAAUUCACUCACAUUCGACUCCUUAUUUAUUAUUAAAGUCCCUACAUUCCUUCCUGUCUUUCUUGCUGCUUUCGGAGAGUUUCCGAUAAUAAAUAAUGUAAUUGAACUGUUUACAAAGCUUUGCAAGUAUUCUCCUACAAAUUGCAGGGCUAUGCACGAUAGUGGGAUCGAUUCAAUCCUCAUAGAUUACGUUUCCAAGAAAGAUGAAAAAUUAUUUUUCAAAGGCACAACGUUUUCCAUCAAAAAUGUCAGCGAAGAUGACGCCUUUGGCCUCCUCUGGCUCAUUACCCGCGAGAAAUCCAGCUAUCCGAUCUGUUUACAGAUCAUGAAACUGAUUAUCUCACCUCCAAACAAAGAAAUGGCCUCACGGAUCCUUGCAGCCCAAACAGGAGAAGCGACUUCGAAGCAGAAAUAUGAGUUCCAGCUUGGUUUAAUCCAGCCAUUUGCGAUAAUGCCGGAAACUCCAUCGACAUUAUUCAAUAAAAAGAUGACAUUCUGCUUCUGGAUCAAAGUUGACGAGUCGCAGUUAUCAAUUGAGAACACGAACAUCAACAUUUUGAAGGUUUACAACGAGUUACAACAAAAUUUUUCUUUUUUUAUACAUAGAGGACUGUUUUACAUAUCAUUCAAUGACAUGAAAGACCCGGAAAACAACUCUAAGACAUCUUUAGGGUCUAUCAACAGCAAUUCAUGGGGUUUCUGCGCUUUCGUGAUCCAAAGAAUUUCAUUAGAGAAAAGUAUCGUCGGAUUUUUCGCCAACCACUCAUUGUUAUAUGCGAAUGAGGUGAACGCGAUAAUGUUCGACCAAGAUCUUCCGUUAACUUUUGAAAUUGGAGGAGAUGGAGUUUUCCAAAUCUCAAACAACGCCAUUCUCGGGCCAUUCGCCUUUGCAAACACUAUGUUGACGGAAGAGAACCUCCAAUCAAUAGAAAAAAGAGGAACAGAAGCUUUUAAUGAAGAAAAUUUUAUUGUAUCUACAAAUAUGAUACAAGAAAGUCUUCCAACCCAAAUAGAAACAUCCAUUGGUACUAAACUCCACCUGUUCUACGUAAGGAAUGCCCAACAUUCCCUUCAUUUCAUGCUAGGAAAAGGAAAUCACAUGUUGUCACUCGUCCAAUGCUUUUCAAAGGAUUUCGAGGUUCCAGAAGGAUUCCUUGAGAUCAUCAUUGGCCUUAUCAAGACAACUCUUUCCGAAAACGACAAAUUUCAGAAAGAAUUUCACGGAUUUCCUUUAAUUGGCAAACUCCUUGAAAAAGCCACGAACAAGCUCAGUUACCAAUUAUAUAUGGCUUUCUUCUCAUUGCUCGACUCAUUUACGGAAGAAACCAUAGUUUUCGAGUUAUUCGACGGAAUUAUUAUGAAUUUGGAGAUUUGGAAGCAGACAACUUUCUUCCAGAGGGUUGUAAACCAUUGGUCUCACAAUGCCGUUGCUCAGUGCAUCAAUCUUUUCAAGCGCCAGGGCUAUUUCAUCAAUUUGUUGAAUAAUUUCAGGACAAUUUACGAAGAAAGCCGUGAAAACAAGAAAUUAAUCAACUCCUACAACGGAUUAUUGGAGAAUGCAGGCACUACGUUCCUCACGAGUAAGGAUUUCAACCAAUUAUUCAUAAUUUUGACUGCUUAUUUUAAUGAAAUUGAAUUUUCUUUGUAUAUACUCAAUUUGAUUGCACUUUUUGCCAAGAGAUUUUCUAAAAGCCCCAACAGAGCAGAUAAAGAGAAACUUCUUUUGAAUUUAAUCCCUUUGGCAACGGAUAUCAAUGUAAUUAUCGGAAUUGUUCAAUGCCUGCAUAACUAUUCGUAUCCGAAUACAAUGGAAACAAUGCUUGCUGCUGGUUUCCACUUAAACAGGCACCCGGAAAAAGAAAAAAUUUUCAUCAAAUUAAGUGGCUUUGCAACAGAUUAUCCUGGCUUCUAUACUUUGUAUUGUAUCCUUCCAUUAUCUCUUCCUUAUACAUCGAAACAGCUCGCGGCUGCUUCUUUGAGCCUGAUUUCGACAUUACCUUUAUCAAAUUACACGAUACAAGAUGAUUUAUGGUACGUGUGGCCCAUACUUCUAUCCAUGUUCAUAACAGAAGACGCUUUCCAACACGUUGUCCAGUUUUUGACCCAUUUUUCAACGAAAGAUAACAUUGAACAGAUAAUUAUCACUGCACAGCUCAUUAUGUCCAUGAUAUACGUCGACAAAUGCGAUCUACUAAUUAAUUUGUUCGACCACGUUGGAGAAUCGCUGAAUAAAGAAUAUGCCAUUUUCUUAUAUCAAGCAUUCUUCUUCAGAUUCACAAAUAUACCUUUCUCGUAUACUCUUCUUGAAGAAUUCAACAACUCUCCGUUCAAAGAUUCGGUUUCAAACAUAGAUAUAACUCCAAUUAAAGAUCUUUUGACAUUUGACGAACUUUUGAGAGGAAACUUUGACCAUUAUGAUGUAAGAUUUGGUCUUUCAUCAGCUCCAAACGUUCUCGACCGCGCUUUGUCCAUUUUAGGCAAAUUUGCUCUGAUUUCCAUGUCAAACAUCGGAAAACAGAUUUCGGAAGUGAUCAAACGCAAGACAAACUUGGACAUAUUGGCCGAUUUGAAUGUUACAGACCUUACUUUGAUGUUUUCGCAAAAAUAUCGAAGUGAAUUCAUUAAAAAAAUCGACCAAAUCCACAAAACAAUUGUUAUUUCCAAGAACAGGAUUGCUGGGCAGCUAAAUCUCAACAAUAUUCUUGGAAAUUACAUUAAAAAAGAACAAGAUUUGAUCACUCCUCUUUCUGUUGACCAUUACUACAACUACAUGACUAAUUUCGACCUUGGCAAGACCACAAGAGUUCCUUCCUCCCAUACAUUAUGUGGUUUCAUUCCUUUAUUGAGUUGUUUAUCAUAUUUUGACGAAAGUUUUUGCGGAGAAACAGAAGAAGUCAACAUUUCUGACAUUAAUUUCUCAUCGAAAAACUUUGUUUCUCUUCCAAUAAACAUAAUAAACAACGACCAAAAGGAAUUCGCCUUCAUUUUCAUGAGCGAAACAGAGAUUUUCAUUGUUUCGCAAAAGAAAAGAGUCAAAUUAUUCAAUAACGACUCAAUUCGAUGUAUUUUUAAACGGCCGCCAUCGAGUUUGGAGUUUGUUUUCUACGAGAAUUGCUCUUUACUGUUCGAUUUCAACCCGUUGACAAUAGAAGAAGUAGUUGUUCACAUUGGAAAAAUCAAUGCAAAUAUAGUCAAUGAAAAUAUAGAAAAUUUGAUAAUUUUCAAUUCAAAUUUUGAGAGGUUUAUGGUCGCUCAAUAUUUUGAGGGAUUUUCUAUAUAUAAAAGUGACAAUUUGCCAACGAUAGAUGGCAAAAAUUACAAAGAGUUCUGUGAUAUAGAGAACAUUGAUGGGAAAACUAUUCUUUCCAAUAGAUUAAGUAUCGAAGGAUCAUAUACGAAUUCAUUAAACAGACAAAGUUUUGUUUUGCAUCUGCAACAAAACCAAAUUUUGUCAGCGACUUUCUUCGGAAAGAAUCUCGCGAUAUUCAUGAAAAACGGAGAAGUAAAUAUCUACAAACUGCUCCUCAACACAAUGCCUGAAUUGUCCAAUACUUUCUCUGAUAUUUUCUUGGAUGAUUCGUGCAUAAUCGCGCCAGGAAAAAAUUCUUUGACGAUAACAAACCGUUCAAAAAUGACGGUUGUAACGAUAUGGGAUAUCGUCACUCAUUCGAAUGUUACAAAAUUACAUGAGCAAUGGUGUAAGGAUGGGGAUACUCCUGCAUGGAUAAGUUCCACUGGCUGUAUCUCUGUUUCUGGACUGAAUAUUUUCAUUCCAGAAAAAGUUUGUUCAUUUGUUUUCUCUCAAUCCGCUGGAAUUUUGGCUGCUUCCACUGACAAAUGCAGAGUGUAUGUACACUCUAUAUUUAGACAUGAAUUGUUCUCGUGCAUUGAGUUGCAACAACAACCUGAUUCGAUGCUUGUAACUAAUUCAAGUGGUUGUGUUGUGAUUGCAAUGAAUGGAAUGAUAAAAGUGUACACGGCAACAGGAAAAUUCCUUGGAGAAAUUAAUGAGAAUGCAGGAAAAAUCAUUAAAUUUGUUAUGAAAGGUAUUGAUUUCAUUGCUUUCUGCAAUUCAUCGAAUGUAAUUAAAUGUUGCUGCAUUUAUGAUUUGACAAAAACUUUCGCUGUAGGAGAAGUCAAAUCAAGAGUGAUUGACAUGACUUAUAUUGAGGAUUAUAAGACUCUCUUCGUCAUGUGCACUUCAGGAAAGAUUCACAUGUUACCUGUGAAUUACCAAUAA
This is a messenger RNA of Trichomonas vaginalis G3, 6312 nucleotides long. RefSeq names its product aggrephagy protein. NCBI's taxonomy places the organism in Eukaryota, Parabasalia, Trichomonadida, Trichomonadidae. The record is from RefSeq and is a predicted model, not a curated record. Bases 1 to 6312 code for a protein of 2103 amino acids. The transcript has a single exon. Gene Ontology annotation, molecular function: protein binding.